Molecule: messenger RNA, 496 nt
Organism: Schistosoma turkestanicum
Lineage: Eukaryota; Metazoa; Platyhelminthes; Trematoda; Strigeidida; Schistosomatidae
Source: the annotation of a GenBank genome assembly
UCAUUUGUACUCGAGUUUAGCUUGAUACAUACGUUGAUACAUUUCUGUUUUUUUUCAACUGAACAAUAUGGCAACCUACUUGGAAUUAGAUAAAUGCAAUUUAUUAUGUUCCUGUAAACAAAUAAAACCGCUGUGUACACUUUAUUUCUGUCGUCAUUGUUUAUGCCUUCGAUGUCCGGAUUGUGUUUCACAUGAGGUGGAUUCUUAUUAUUGUCCUAAUUGUCUUGAAAAUAUGGCAAGUGCCGAAGCGAAAAUGCGUAAACAUCGUUGUGGUAAUUGUUUUGAUUGUCCAAGUUGUGGUCAUACACUAUCUACACGUGCGACGGCUGUUGUUCAUGCAAAACCUGAGGAACCAGGUCGUACAACAGCACAAAAAGCAUAUUUUCUAGCAUGUGGAUUUUGUCGUUGGGUUACACGUGAUAGUGGUAUACCAGAUCAACGACAAGCUGCUGGUGGUGCUGGUUGGCAAGAGAAAACAAGUCCACAUUUUAAAAGG